AUGGCGGCCGGGCCCCACUCGGGCCGCCUCGACUUGAUGAGCGCCGCGACCCCGCUCACGUGCGGGCACGACAUGGAUGUUCCGGAAAGUAUGUUGAACCUCGUUCGCCGGCGGUCCGUCGCAAGGCCCGACGGCCCGGCCUCGCCAGUCCAGGCCGCCAGGAUGUUCACUCCCGGGGCAACCAUGUCGGGCUUCAGUAUCUCCGGGGAGAGAAUGUUCGGGCCCCGGGAGGAGAACGCGGCCACCACCGGAGACGGAUGGACGCGGAGCUUCGUCCCGAGGAAUUCUAGCGUGGCGGCCGCGGUUUUGCUUCUGUUGUUUUUCGCGGAAAGCGCGUAUCGUUUGAUGAGCUUUCCCGCGGACUCGCCGACGGCGGUUGCCGGGAGGAGGUGGCAGUCGGCUACGAGCUCCUCCCCGUUGGCGGCGGUGUUGGUCAGAAUCAUCCCGACUCCGCCCGCAUCCUUCACGACCUGCCCCUUCUGCACUCGCGGGCUGAUUCCCCUGUCGCAUAUCACGAUUUUACCCGCGACAGACCGCGGGUCGAGCGUGCCCUCGAGGCACAUCGAGCUCGGCGUUGGGUUCGAGCUCGUCGAGUUACUGUCCCCGUUCGAAGCUCCGGUUAGAGACUCCCCGGAGCCGAGCUUUACGUUCGUCGGGAAUUCCCUAUCCAUCGUGCUGGCGCCGACCGUCGCCACCCACGGCGAAACGUUCGUGAGGCUAAUCGGGUCGGGUCCGCCAUUCCCGGCCGAGCACGACACGAACACGCCUUUCUCCAUGGCGGCGAAAGUCCCGACCGAGAGGCUGUCGCGGUAG
Molecule: messenger RNA, 813 nt
Organism: Striga asiatica
Lineage: Eukaryota; Viridiplantae; Streptophyta; Magnoliopsida; Lamiales; Orobanchaceae
Source: the annotation of a GenBank genome assembly